GGCCAGGUACAACAAUGAUUUUUUCCUGUUCCAGAGGAGUACUUACUCUACCAUCUUGGCAGCAGAGUGACCCGUGUUCAGCAAGAUUUCGCAAGAGGACGAUGAUCUCCUGUGACCCUCUUCUGUGGCUGACGACCAUUCUGCUUCUGAGAAUAGUACAAAGUGACCCCUGUGGCUAUAAUCAAUGGCCCUGCAAUGGAAACAAGAACCAGUCAGGACAAAGUACUAAUGCAACAGCACAGAAUGUAGUCACCAAGACUCUGCAGGUCUUCAUCAUCUGCCUGAACACCAGUUCCACCAGCGUGCUCAGUGGGGGGAGCCUCGACCUGGCCUGUUACCACACUCUACCCUUCAGCACUGAGGCCUUCUACUGGUUCCAGGAUGACAACUUCCUGAUGAAGACCAAAAUCAGUAAUUUCUCGGUGACCAACUUCCUGUGGGAAAAUAAGGGAACAUACCGCUGCGAGGUCCAAAAUACAUGUGGAAACAUGUCAUCGGGGACAGUAGAAAUUGAUGUCAUAUAUACAAAUGAUCCAGUCCUCAUCAUCAUCUGCGCGGUGAUAGGGGGAGCCAUUCUGCUCAUCUUCAUCUUCGCCAUGAAGUGCGUCCUGAAGCGUGAAAUUGCCCAGACCAAGGCCAGGAACAGACGAAACGCAAUAACCGCCGCAAUGUCUCACAGAAACUCCUGGUGAGCGUCCAUCACGUUCUACCCAACCCUUGCACCCCAUUCGAUGAACCCCCAAGGCGAUGGUCAUUGGGAGAUGGGUCAAAAUUUGCAUAAUUUUGCUUACUUUUCACAGGCAUAACACAUAUAACAUGUCACCUAUGUGUUUAGUUAACAAGAUGCAAAUCUGUUACUAGAAGAUGCAAAUUAAAUACUCGUGUGAUUCAGACAGGAAUUCUUCUUGCACCUUUAUUCCUGAAUUUUAUGCGCUGUGAUGGUAUGCUCAAGGCUUUCGUAUGUUUAUUUACUCACCAGAAUUUGCGGACACAUACAAGAUCGGAUUCAGACACAAGAUACGGAGGCUUCGUUCGCUCGGAACAGUGUGUGCUGUGUUUUUGUAUUUGAGAAAUAGCGGCCUUAGAAGUGGCAGUAGGAGUUGCAUUGAUGUUAUAACCUUGAUCGCACUCACAUUUGUUGGUGGAGAGGAGCAGUUCCAGUGUAUAAAAGUGGUGAAUGUAUAAAAGUGUGGAUAUCUGAAGUUUAUUUUGUUAAAUAUUGAUGUGUAAACGCAUUCGGCCAACAGCUGAGUUCCAAUGAAUGUUUCUGUACAGCCAACUUAGUGAUGUUGAAUUUCGAGAAAUUAAAAGUUGUGAUCUAAAUCGCUUCAGCUCUUUGUCGGUCUGGGUUUCUGCCGAGGUUCGGCUGCAUUUGGACGCGCGCGUAAGAGGAGGAAGGAAGGGCCCUGUCGGUGUCACGGUUCUCACCGGGAAGUGAGUCGCCAGGCACCCAGGCGCAGAGCCGAGGCAUCCUAGAUCGGGGAUAAUCCAAAAGUCGUGGUCAGGAAUACAGGCGUGAGUCACCGAGGAGCGAACGUCGUUAACGGGAGAAUCCAAAAACCGUAAGUCAAAAGUACAAGCCGAAAGGUCGGGGAUACAAGGAGGGAACUGGGAUUCAGGAGAGAGGGCGAGGAGCGGGAACAAGGACGGGAAGGUCACGAGAAGAGCGCAAGUCGUAGAGAGCCGCGAGCGAGUAGUAAGGCUGAACUAGGUUCCGAGCCUGUCCUCGCUCCGCUCCCCUGAUCCGCGGCAGGUGUUCCUCGUUGCGGCGAGGCGGAGGACACGACGGGUGGGGCCGGCAGGCUUGGGGUUCAAGUCAGAAGAAGGUUCUAGAAAAGAUGGCGGAAGGCCAUUGUGUCAGUGAGCGGAAGGCACAGUACAUGUGAGGAAAACAGUUUGAAGCAUCUGACAGGUUGAGCCCCCCACUAGAAGACACAU
This is a messenger RNA of Scleropages formosus (Asian bonytongue), 1938 nucleotides long. RefSeq lists its product as uncharacterized. Lineage: Eukaryota; Metazoa; Chordata; Actinopteri; Osteoglossiformes; Osteoglossidae. Bases 15 to 692 code for a protein of 225 amino acids. The record is from RefSeq and is a predicted model, not a curated record. The transcript has 6 exons.